Molecule: messenger RNA, 2126 nt
Organism: Sinocyclocheilus grahami
Lineage: Eukaryota; Metazoa; Chordata; Actinopteri; Cypriniformes; Cyprinidae
Product: caspase-6-like
Exons: 8
Coding region: 96-998 (300 amino acids)
Biological process (GO): positive regulation of neuron apoptotic process; proteolysis; apoptotic process
Cellular component (GO): cytoplasm
Molecular function (GO): cysteine-type endopeptidase activity
Source: RefSeq, a predicted model, not a curated record
GUUUGGUGACUAGUCGAUUGUUCUGUGUUCGCUGUGGUUAGUUUGUUGUUAAAGCCUUCCACAGGUUCGCACAGAUUCUCUCCGCUGCAACAGCGAUGGCAAGUCACGUCAAGAGCGAUGGAUCUGGAGCUGUGGAGAAGGACAGCGCUUUAGCGGGACAGACAGUCAGAGAGAACAUAACAGUAACUGAUAGCUUUAAUCAAAGUGUAUUCAGUCUGGAUCCUAAUGAGGAGUAUAAGAUGGACCACAAGAAGCGAGGAAUGGCUCUGAUCUUUAACCAUGAACGUUUUUACUGGCAGCUCAUGUUGAACAGCCGCUCUGGCACAAAUGCAGACGGGCAGAACCUUGUUAGAAGAUUUCAAGAUCUGGGUUUUGAAGUGAAGGCUUAUGAUGAUUACAAACGGGAAGACGUUUUAUCCAAAAUCAGAGAAGCUGCUGCUGCUAACCAUGUAGAUGCAGACUGUUUUGUCUGUGUCUUUUUAAGUCAUGGGGAAAAUGGUCACAUCUAUGCCUACGAUGGGCAGAUUGAAAUUCAAGAAAUCACUGAUUUGUUCAAGGGGGAUAAAUGCCGUAGCCUUGUAGGGAAACCCAAGAUCUUCAUCUUGCAGGCUUGUCGUGGUGACAAACAUGAUGAAGCUGUGACACCAAUGGAUGUGGUGGACAGUCAGACAGUCAAUGAUGUGGUUGUAGAUGCGGGGGCGCUCUGCACCCUUCCAGCAGGAGCAGAUUUUCUUAUGUGCUACUCAGUAGCUGAAGGAUAUUACUCUCAUCGUGAGACGGUGAAUGGCUCGUGGUACAUCCAGGAUCUGUGUGAAAUCCUCAAGCGUUAUGGGUCCACACUGGAGUUCACUGAUAUCCUGAUGCUUGUUAACAGGAAGGUUUCCUUCCGCAGCGUAGGAAACUCCAAGGAUCGCUCUGCUUUAGGCAAAAAACAAGUGCCUUGCUUUGCGUCCAUGCUUACUAAGAAGCUGUUUUUCAGGCCUAAGAAGGAACAUUAGUAUUGGGGCCCUAUUGCAGGUAAAAAUUCAGGGAUUAGAUUCUUUUAUUUGACUUUAUUUUGAGCUCCUAUAUAUAUACACAUUUUCAAAAUGGAAAUCAUGCAGGUUUGCAUGUGUUAGCCUGGAGGUUUGAUAAGCUCAGGAUUACUACGUGCAAAUAGUAUUUUAGUUUCAUUUUCCCAUUAAUGAUGAAAGAUAUCAGGUUUCACCAUUUACAGUAGCAAUGCAAAAAAAAUACUUUGAAUGAAAACUUGAAAUUUAUAGAAUUUUUUUUUUUUUAAGUAAUGUAUAUCAAUCCUGCACACUACAUUCAUGAUCUGUUAUUAAUAUCUCUAAAGCAUGAUCUCUUCAUUUGGUAGACAUGCAGUAGUACACCUCCAGAACUGUUGAGGACUUAGUUUAGUUUGGAAGGGAAAGAAACAGCAAGAAAAUCCAGUUAAACAGCUAAAAAAAAAAACUUGAAAAUCAUCAUAGAGCACAAACCUACUUGUCUAUACCAGCUUUGCAUACACAACUGAUUUUUUUCAGAGUAUGGAAUUAUAUGGGGGAUUAUGGUUUUUGUUUAAAUUGUGUAUCUUACGUGUCUUAAAUGUUGAAAAGAGUGACUUUUGGAGAUCUGUCCACAUCAAUACACUACACGUUUCUGACACAUCAAAUAUUUUGGUCUCGGAGUCUUUUAGUGUUGUGUGGCACAUGUGGCACUUGUUUUGUUAAAACUAAAAGUUAUUAUAUAUGAUAUGAACUGAAUGUCUCCAUACAUUUUUUACUCAGCUCUGUUAACUUGGAGUGGACUCUAUGGCCCUUUUAAUGUUGGUGCAAGCCUUAUAAUAUGUAAUGUGACUGCUUUCUGUCUGGUUGGAACAUGGAUUAUUGGAAAUUUGGGUUUUCUGCAACAUAUUGUAUAAUUAUCUUAAUAUGAAACGUGCAGUUAUCAGCAUUGAAUAGGCUUGCCUCUAUAUUCAAAUAACAUUCCUCUGCAUUUAAGACUUAAGUCUUUAUAGUUUAUAUAGUUUAUACCAGGUUUAUAGUGCAGGUUUAAACUCUUAAACUGAGGUGAUUUUUUUUUUACAUCAAUUACAUAAAAUCUUGACUAAUAAAUCAACAUUUAUAAUGUGAUUGUGGUUAAUA